CCCUAGACCUUCAUUUCUCUCUCUCUCUGCUAAUCACUCUCGAGCUAUGGCGCUUCUCUAUCGCCUCCGCUAUGCUUUCUCUUCAAACUCGACUUACAUCAACUAUUGUCUUCACUACCGUUCUCUCUCGACAAUCCUUUCUCCUGAUUCCUCUAAUCCUUUGUCAGCAAAACAAAAAUCGAGAGCCGCACUGUCCCUACUGAAAGCGGAGGACAAUCCUGAGCGUAUAAUUGAUAUUUGCCGAGCCGCUAGUCUCACUCCAGAAUUACAUCUAGAUCGCAUCGUUUUUUCUAUUGCUAUUUCCAAGCUUUCAAAGUCCAAUCACUUCGAUGGGAUUCGCCAGUUCCUUGAGGAAUUGAAAUCUCGUCCCGACUUGAAGAACGAGCGUUUCGCUUGCCACGCGAUUGUUCUAUAUGGCCAGGCUAAUAUGCUUGAUCAUGCUAUUCGCACUUUCAAGCAAAUUGAUGAACUCGGUGUGCGUCACUCGGUUAAAUCGCUGAAUGCAUUACUAUUUGCUUGUAAUGUAGCUAAGGAUUACAAAGAACUGAAGCGGGUUUUUAUGGAGUUCCCUAAGGUUUAUGGAAUCGAACCAGAUAUCGAUUCUUAUAACAGAGUGAUUAUGGCGUUUUCAGAGUCGGGUUCGUCGAGUGCAGUGUAUUCGAUUGUGGCGGAGAUGGACAGGAAGGAUGUCAAACCAAAUGCAACUACUUUUGCGAAUUGGCUUGCUGGGUGCUACAUGGAAGAGAAGUAUGAGGAUGUUGAGAAAGUCAUAAAAUUAAUGGAGAAAUAUGGCGUGCGGCGUGGAGUUAGUACAUAUAAUGCAAGAAUACGGAGUCUGUGUAAAUUGAAGAAAUCAUCGGAAGCGAAGGCUUUAUUUGAUGGGAUGUUAUCGAGAGGUAUGAAACCAAACUCUGUUACAUACAGUGAAUUGAUUCAUGGAUUCUGUAAGGAAGGAAAUCUAGAUGAAGCUAAGAGCCUUUUUAAGAGAAUGAUCAACAGCGGUUGCUCACUGGACAGUGGUUGCUAUUUCACUAUGGCUUACUUCCUUUGUCGAGGAGGAGAUUAUGAGACAGCUUUCAAGAUCUGCGUGGAAAGCAUGGAGAAGGGGUGGGUUCCAAAUAUCUCUACAAUGAAGUCUCUUGUUGAUGGGCUAGUUAGCAUUUCGAAGGUCGAAGAGGCAAAGCAACUUAUUGGGCAAAUCAAGGAGAGGUUCUCGAGGAAUGUUGAACACUGGAAUGAAAUUGAAGCUGGAUUGCCUCAGUGAGGAAAUUCUGGGACACUGCAACCAUCAAUGCCAAGCGAGUGUUAAGGAAAAACUAGAGAAUGCGGCAUUUUUUCUUGGCUUGAGCAGAUCACCUCUGCAUAUGUUUUACAUUGGUGCAGUUAAUUGUUUUGUCAGGAAGCUGUAAUCGAAAAACACUUUUUAUGACCUUGGCUAUGCAGUCAAGCCCACUUCUGAGAGGCUAUGCUGAAAUUCUAAUGUCAAUCUUUUAUGUUCUAGCUUUGCCGCUGGUUGAAAUUUGUAGGCUUCGACCCCCUUAAACAAAGGUGAUAAUGUGCUUGAAAUGUGGUCGUGGAUCUUCCUGUUAGGUUAGUAAUUGCUGUAUUGAUGGAAGCUAGAUUGUUUUAAGCAAUUUUGUAUGUCAAUAAAGAUAGAAACUCGACAUUGGUUUUUAUUCGAGGAGUGUUCAGAUUUCGUCA
Molecule: messenger RNA, 1701 nt
Organism: Benincasa hispida (wax gourd)
Lineage: Eukaryota; Viridiplantae; Streptophyta; Magnoliopsida; Cucurbitales; Cucurbitaceae
Gene: PPR336
Product: pentatricopeptide repeat 336
Molecular function (GO): protein binding
Source: RefSeq, a predicted model, not a curated record